Messenger RNA from Botrytis byssoidea, 2745 nucleotides. RefSeq lists its product as uncharacterized. Gene Ontology annotation, molecular function: zinc ion binding; transcription cis-regulatory region binding; DNA-binding transcription factor activity, RNA polymerase II-specific. The record is from RefSeq and is a predicted model, not a curated record. The transcript has 2 exons. Bases 1 to 2745 code for a protein of 914 amino acids. NCBI's taxonomy places the organism in Eukaryota, Fungi, Ascomycota, Leotiomycetes, Helotiales, Sclerotiniaceae. Gene Ontology annotation, cellular component: nucleus. Gene Ontology annotation, biological process: regulation of DNA-templated transcription.
AUGGAAAAUAAUCCUUUAAAUCUGGGUCAAAUUGAUCCUCGACUUCGAGAUGAAUCUAACACAAAUUCGUUUGCGCAACCUCAACAGCACCCACAUUCAGAAGCCCAUCACCAACUUCAUAAUCUAAACACUCAAAUUCCUGCAAGCGGACCUCGAUUAUCUGGUCCAUCACCCACACAGCUUGCACAGCUACAACAGUAUCAUCAACCUACUCACGAUGGAGACCAAUCUCAAAUAUAUAUGCCUCAAACACCCCAGUCAGCGACCCAUACGCCAGACGAUGGACACAUGCUGGGAGACGCGUCGGCCGAUCCAAAGCGAUCAAGAGCUUGCGAAGCUUGUCGAGGAUUGAAAGUUAAAUGCGAACCCGAUAUGAUCAAUUUCGAUGGUCCUUGCAAACGAUGCACCAAAGCUAAUCGGCAAUGCGUCGUUACUGUACCAAGUCGAAAGAGACAGAAGAAAGCAGAUAGCAGGGUUGCUGAGUUGGAGAAGAGGGUGGAAGCUUUAACAGCUACCUUGCAAGCAACGAGAUCGGCAUCCACCCCAACAGUGCAUGGUGUUGAAUCUGGUCUUGAGGAGCAGGGUCAACAGUUUUCAGCAAGACAGAAUCCAUAUGAGCAGGUUACAAAUGGAGGUUUCGCGUCGCCUUACUUAGGCCCUGCUGAAUCGAGAAUGAACUCCAACGACUGGUCCAACUAUCCCAAAGCUUCUCAGCCUGAGAGCCAGGCACUGUCUGCACCCCCGAUGGUCAUGGCAGGUCAGAAGAGGAAGCAUGCUGAGAGCCAAGAUGGUACUCCACCUGACUCUUUCAUGACUACUAAUUUCAUGGGACAGAAGACCCCAGACCCAAAUGCGCACCAAGCAUCAUGGCAUGCGCAACUAAAGCAAACCCCUUCCCACGAAUAUGCAGAUGUGGUAGAUAGAGGAUUGAUAACGUCAGAAAUUGCUACUAAAAUGUUUAAUUGUUAUGUUGAAAGAAUGGCCCCCCAUAUGCCAGCCGUCGUCUUUCCUGCACGUACUACUGCUUCUGAGAUUCGCAAAACAAAGCCAAUUUUAUUCUUAGCUAUAUUGAGCGCUAGCUCGGGCACAAAUUUUCCAGCGCUGCAAAAACAGUUGACGAAGGAAGUGAUGAGUAUCUAUGCGGAUCGCAUCAUUUGCAAUGGCGAGAAGACAUUGGAGCUUAUACAAGCUCUUCUUGUCAGCACUCUCUGGUAUUGGCCACCGGAACAUUUUGAAGAGCUAAAAUUCUAUCAACUUAUUCACAUUGCGGCAGUCAUGGCAAUUGAUAUUGGAAUGGGCAAGAAAGGAAAGAGUGGUAAAACUGAUAAAAUGAAGAGCGCGGGAUUGUGGAGGGAUCAUCCGUGGCGUCGAACACCAUACCCCGACCCCGAAACUGUUGAAGCAAGACGUACGUGGUUGGGUUGCUACUUUUUAUGUUGCAAUGCAUCUAUGGGUUUACGGCGACCAAAUCUCAUUCGUUGGUCCCCGUUCAUGGCAGAAUCUGUUAAAAUACUUCAGAACUCGCCAGACGCAGCACCUACUGAUAACAUGUUAUGUCAAUGGGUUCUGAGUCAGCGGAUUGCUGAGGAAGUUGGAAUAUCAUUUUCCAUGGAUGACCCAAGUGCAAGCAUUAGUAUUGCCGACCCGAAGGUUCAGUAUGCCCUUAAAGGUUUCGAACAAGAGCUUGAUAAAUGGAGCAAGUCCAUACCCCCCGAGGUUCAAACACCAUCUUUAACCUUGACGGAACAUGUCAUCAAUCUUUAUAUGCAUGAAGUCGCUAUGCAUGUCGACCACAACGUCGAAGAGUUCAAGCCGCCAUUCACUGAAGCAGCUUUACAUGGCCCUGCAGAGAGCCCAGAUGUCUUGACCGCUGCUCAUAUUUCUGCUCUUUCCUGUUGUUUGACAUCCAUCGACGGCAUUUUUGAAACUUUCCUGCAAUUUGAAGUUGAUGUCAUUAGAUGUCUCCCUGUUGCGCACUUCGUUAGAGUUGCUUAUGCUGUCGUUGUUCUUAUUAAGAUGUAUUUUGCGGCAGCUAACCCUAAUGGUGAGUUGGGCAAGGUUUUCAUCAAGGACAACAUGAAAGUGGAACACUAUCUCGACGGUCUGGUCGAGGUGUUCCGUGCCUCUGCAGCAGAUGAGAGAUCUCGCCCCGCUGCGAAAUUCUUGAUGGUUCUCAUAAUGUUGAAAACCUGGUUCCAUCGCCAACGAGAGGGGAAAUCGACAUCUGCACAAAAUCUAGAGACCGGCGACUCUACAAAACACACCGGUGACAAUUCUGGAGAAGCUGCGAACCAGGCAGAUCAAAAUGCUCAACAAAUGGGCUCACAACGCAGCGGUAAACCAGGCUACAGUCCUGUCCCUGCGAAUACACCCCUCCAACUUCUUAGUGAAGUCGCAACCGGUAAUUCCGGUGGUUCCCGUCCUGAUAAUCAAAAUCAAGCUCAAAACCAAAACCAAUACGCAGUUCAACAAAACGACUGGUCAGCACAACAACAGCAGCCAUAUUCUUCCACCUACGAGCCAUCCCUUAACCCCAUGAAUGCUCAAAUGCUUCAAGGCUACGGCGAUAUACCCGGAAAUAUCGAUCCUUCUUUAGGCAUGGAUCUAGGAUUUGCAAUGGGCGAUGGAUUCGAACAAGCAAUGGGUAUUACAUUUGGCGUUGGCGAUAUUGGGAACUAUUUCGGCGACGAUAUUUUUGGUCAGUUUAUGGGUGGUAAUGUUCCGGGGUUUGAAGGUGCAUUAUAG